This is a messenger RNA of Rhizoctonia solani, 1569 nucleotides long. RefSeq lists its product as uncharacterized. The record is from RefSeq and is a predicted model, not a curated record. Gene Ontology annotation, biological process: regulation of intracellular signal transduction; cellular response to L-arginine. NCBI's taxonomy places the organism in Eukaryota, Fungi, Basidiomycota, Agaricomycetes, Cantharellales, Ceratobasidiaceae. Gene Ontology annotation, cellular component: cytosol. The transcript has 5 exons. Bases 1 to 1569 code for a protein of 522 amino acids.
AUGUCGUUCCAGGACUCACCUGGAUCGCUCCCCGAUGUCACUAUUACCGUGCUCGACAUAGCACUCCGUCUAUGUACCAUUCCGCGCUCACGCCUGCCUGAAACAACACACUAUGUGGUCAAGCAAUUCCUCCGACAGCGGCCUACCUUUCUCAAUAUCACACUCAAUACCAGCGAACUUUCUAUCUUUGCCGAACAGACGACCCUUGAUGACUUCCGGCCGUUGGCACGCCGAGGCAGAUUGGGCGCAAGGUCAGGUGCUCCCAUAGAAAUAUCUCAAGAGACAUGGAGUGUACUUCAAAUAGAUGAAGACAAGUUUGGUGAUGCCGGCACUCGAGUCUGCGAAAUAUCUGCCGCUCUUGCCCAUGCGGGGAUCUCCAUUCUGUAUCAGUCGAGCUACAUGAGCGACUUCAUUCUGGUCAAAUCAUCUUCUCUGCCUUCUGUCAUUGCCCUAUUGGCGCACGCCGGCUUUGGCCUCUAUUCCACCGACGCAGUUGCUCUCACCUCUACAGUAUCACCUCCGAUCAUUGACCCCCCAACUGCAUUCGAGGAAAGAAGGCUCAGCGUCCGGGGUUCGCUCGUGCUCGAUGGGGAUGUGGGCACACAUGGAUUUGGACUCGGCCUCGAGCUCAUGAAUAUUGACGACACAUUUGCCUUAUCUUCUCCCAAACGACACCGAAGCACGUCCAAUUCGUCCUUCCAGUCUAUCUCUCUACCCCCCGGAGCGUACACUUUGGCAUCAACCAUUUCUCCUCUUUCCUCCCUCUCAACCGAGUCUUCGGACUCUGAACGAGAAGGGGAUGAGCCAAAACAGCGCAAUGGUCGAAUCACGAACAAGAUUCCACCUGCAGUCGAAGCAGUCGCUGCUGACCUUGCCGUCAUUGGUCUGAGCGAGGAUGCAUCGGACAGUUGGCUCAGUCGCAUGAUCCUACUCAUGCUCUAUCCGAAUAUGAUCAUCACACCCUGGGCCUCUCCAUCCGCAUGCAAGCCGCGAGACGAAACGGAUUUAGAGUCUGAAACACCUGCUGAGUUGGAUAAUCAUUGCUCGCCAGACGAUGCCGAAGAGCACCACGAAGAGCACCCUGCUUCGCCGGUGUCGUCGAUGGCCUCGCACUCUCCUGCAGCCUCUACCUCAUCCUGCGCGGAAGCGACUUCGAGCACAGUCCGAUCACAGUCUACGACCCUGCGAUCACCUCGGCGUUCCGCGUCACCGCCUCAGCCGUUCUUCAGCUUCACCCGCGCCAAGGGUGAAUGCGCUAGCGUUGUGGCCGAUGUCCGUUUACUUGCAUCCCUAUUCCCUCCUGCAGAUCGCCACAUGGUGCUAAGUGCACACGAACUUGAAGGUGUGGAUGAGAUCGCUUUAACAUCUGGAGAUGUCAAGGCGGCGAUGCGCUGUCUCACGAUCGAUCUUCCACAUGGGCUUGACGCUCACGGCCUCGUGAACCAUUUCUCCAGUACCCUCCACAACAAUGGGAUCAAUCACUUGUACUCAUCGACGUACAAAACUGCGAACCUUUUGGUCGAUCGCCAGGACGCAGAGCGAGCGGAAGCUCUACUUCGAUCAUGUUGA